Piliocolobus tephrosceles (Ugandan red Colobus) is the source of this 612-nucleotide messenger RNA. Its product is annotated as granulocyte-macrophage colony-stimulating factor receptor subunit alpha. NCBI's taxonomy places the organism in Eukaryota, Metazoa, Chordata, Mammalia, Primates, Cercopithecidae. The record is from RefSeq and is a predicted model, not a curated record. The coding region runs from base 119 to 388 and encodes 89 amino acids. The transcript is spliced from 4 exons.
AGGAAGUGGAGGAGGGAGGGGCAGGGAGGACAUGAGGAGACAGAAGAGCUCUAAAGGGAGCUAACCCAGAAGCGGGACUGUCCGAGAGAAGAAAAGCAAGUGAAACGAAAGGAAGCGGAUGCCGCGGGUUUACAGCAGGAAAAGCCGUGGAGACAGCCGAUUCGAGAAGCGGAGAUGCUUGCAUAGAACCCUCUCUUCCCUUCUCUCUGGUCAGCACCAUGUUUCUCCUGGUGACAAGCCUUGUACUGUGCGAGUUGCUGCACCCAGCGUUCCUCCUGAUCCCAGAGAAAUCAGCCUCUGGCCUCAAUGUGAGGUUCGACGCCAGGACGAUGAAUUUAACCUGGGACUGCCAAGAAAACACAACCUUCAGCAGGUGUUUCUUAAUUGACAAGAAGAACAGAGUCGUGGAACCCAGGGUGAGACCAAUUUCCUAUGCUCAACCCCUGUCCUUUACACAGCCCUGUCUGAGUUAAAAGCAACAGGACCGGCCGGGUGCGGUAGCUCACGCCUGUCAUCCCAGCACUUUGGGAGGCUGUGGCGGGUGGAUCACCUGAGGCCAGGAGUUUGAGACCAGCCUGACCAACAUGGUGAAACCCCGUCUCUAUCUACUAC